CUGGGUCGAGCAAAUUCAGUCAGCGACCAAUGGCCAAUCGUAAUAGUCCUAUUUAAACUGUGUCUCGGGAAAGACGUCCGUUCGUACUACUUUUAUAGCUGUCAAUGUGCGCACGUGAAUAAUUAGCGCCCUGUUUUCGACCCGGCUGUUUGCGUCCACUACCACAAUGGCUGCACAACUGGGAGGGCUUAGAAUCGGCGCCAGCGUCGACAUUCAACGAACCGACGGGCGCAUUCACUCGGCCACAGUGGUCAGCAUGGACCAGGACAAGCAGGUCAUAGUGGCGGAGUGGUACGAGAAGGGGGAGACCAAGGGCAAGGAGCUCGAGUUCAGCACAGUCUUUGCGCUGAACCCGGGACUCCAGGACGUGAACCGGAAUUCCGUGAAAAAGGCAAUGCAUGACCUACGUGAACUGCCAAGCCGCCUCCCAAGGCAUACGCAAGUGCCCCUGGCGUCGGCAAAGUCUGGUACAAUCCAGGACCGGCGAAGCCUCGCUAGGCCGGCACUGCACCAGCAGAACGGUCACGACCGCGCCAUGGGGCCCCCACCCGCACCACUUCCCACAACCAAAUCUAGCAACAUAAUUUCCACAUUGGCAGAGAAAGACGUGCCGAUGAACUCGGUCACUACAAGGCAGUCCCAACAGCAGCAACCUCCGCGGGCACUGGUCGCGCCCAGCGGCAGCGCGUCCGACCUCAGCGCUGCCAACCGGCGGCGCACCAAUGUGGUCAAAGAAGUGGACCGAAUCAAGAAACAGCGUGAGGAGCGGAGGGCGCGGCAGCUCAGCCAGAUUGAGGAGAAGCGGGAGCGAAUGAACGUCGACCCGGGAAAUCCCAACUGGGAGUUUCUUUCCAUGAUCAGAGAGUACAGGUCGACACUGGACUUCAGGCCUCUAUCCAUGAGUGAUCCAUCUGAAGUGCACCAGAUUUGUGUGGCUGUGCGCAAGAGGCCGUUAAAUAAAAAAGAGGUAAAUCGAAAGGAAGUGGACGUCAUCACUGUGCCCAACAGGGAUCUCAUCGUAGUCCACGAACCAAAGCUGAAGGUCGACCUCACGAAGUUCCUGGAAAAUUCGACGUUUCGUUUCGAUUACGCCUUUGAUGAGACGGCGAACAAUGAGCUUGUGUACAAGUACACCGCACGGCCCCUUGUACAGACCAUAUUUGACGGAGGCAUGGCGACUUGCUUCGCCUACGGACAGACGGGCAGCGGCAAAACACAUACUAUGGGCGGAGAUUUCUCCGGGAAGACGCAAGAUUGCUCGAAAGGCAUCUAUGCGCUAGCAACCAAGGACGUGUUUAAGCUGCUGAAGUCUCUCAAGUAUAAGAAUGAAGAUUUGGUGGUCUCGUCAAGCUUCUUUGAAAUAUACAGCGGGAAGGUGUUUGACUUGCUCAACGCCAAGGCAAAGCUUCGUGUGCUGGAAGACGGCAGGCAGCAGGUGCAGGUCGUUGGCCUUGUGGAGAGGGAAGUGGACUCCGUUGAAGAGGUCCUCAAGCUUAUUCAGCAUGGGAACAGUGUCAGAACAUCGGGGCAGACAUCAGCCAACCAGAACUCUUCACGAUCUCAUGCAGUGUUCCAGAUCAUCCUGAGGCAACGGAAGUCCAGCCGCCUGCAUGGCAAGUUCUCCCUCAUUGACCUGGCCGGGAACGAGCGGGGUGCGGACACGUCGAGCGCCAACCGACAGACGAGGAUGGAAGGCGCAGAGAUCAACAAGAGCCUGCUUGCCCUCAAGGAAUGCAUCAGGGCAUUGGGUCGUCGUGGUGCCCACCUUCCGUUCCGGGCCAGCAAGCUGACACAGGUCCUCAGGGAUUCCUUCAUUGGCGAGAACUCUCGGACCUGCAUGAUUGCAAUGAUCUCUCCAGGCCUGAGUUCUUGCGAGCACUCCCUCAACACACUGCGCUAUGCAGACAGAGUGAAGGAGCUCGGUGUUGAGGACAGCCCAGAGCUGAAGCCUGCAUCGAAUGAGGACGAGGAGAUGGCUCCAGAAAGUGAAGAGGACGACAACCUCGCUCUUCUGAGGGCCUCCGAUGAUGUCGAGAUGUCCGGUGACAUGUACACAUUCCACGAAGCAAUCUCCCACCUACAAGAGAUGGAAGAAGAAAUUCUGGAUCUCCACAAAACCGUCGUUGAGGCCAGCCAACAAUGGGUGCACCAGGACAUGGACCUCCUCACCAUGACCAAUGAAGUAGACUACGACCUUGACCUGUACGUGCAAAAGCUCAAGGAUCUACUCGCCGAGAAAAUGGAGGUCCUCUCAAAAUUCAACGAAAAGGUCACUGGCUUCCAGCAACACUUGGCAGAGGAGGAAAAAAUGAGCAUGAACAUCAAGCGUCCUGUGAAAUGAAUCUUGCUCCCGUCUCUCCUCGCCAGCUUUCUCUUUUUUUUUUUUAUUGACAAACAAUGUUGUAAUAUAAUUGUACACAUAUUUUAAUUGA
Molecule: messenger RNA, 2432 nt
Organism: Rhipicephalus sanguineus (brown dog tick)
Lineage: Eukaryota; Metazoa; Arthropoda; Arachnida; Ixodida; Ixodidae
Gene: Klp10A
Product: kinesin-like protein KIF2A
Exons: 21
Coding region: 167-2341 (724 amino acids)
Biological process (GO): microtubule-based movement
Molecular function (GO): ATP binding; microtubule binding; microtubule motor activity
Source: RefSeq, a predicted model, not a curated record